AUGAACCACACGUCUCAAGAGACGAAGCAAACGUGUACAAGUUCUAUCGAUUCAAGCGUAAAACAACAGGAUCAACAGCUACAAUCAGAACCAAAACGAUAUGAUGAGAAUGAGACACAAUUGCCACUUCAAAUGGAUACAGAUGCAUGUGUUGACACAUUGGUAAAAGAAGAAAAAGUGAGCAAGAAUGAUAAGUGGAAAAAAGAGAAAGAGAAUGUUCGAUUCUUUCCAUUUCGUGAAUACAAUCGGAAAGAAAAAUCACUUGGAUUACUCUGUGAAAAUUUUUUAAAAUUGCAUCGAGAUGAUACAAUUUCAGAAAUUUGUUUAGACCGAGCAGCAACAACAUUGGGCGUUGAAAGAAGACGGAUCUAUGAUAUUGUCAAUAUUCUUGAAAGUAUUCAUCUUGUUAGUCGAAAGAGUAAAAAUCUCUAUCAUUGGCAUGGAUUAGUAGCGCUUCCAACUUCUGUUAGUGCCAUGAAGCAACGAUAUGCUGAAGUACAAGAGUCUUUACCAAGUGAUUCACGUGGAACAGAGUGUCCACGUUUUAAAAAUGAUCGAAGACGAGGCAAAUCAUUAUCAAAAUUGAGCCAAAUGUUUGUCCAGCUUUUUUUGAGAAAGGAGGACUGUAUCAUUCCACUUGAUCAAGCAGCCAAGCAACUUAUUCAAAUGGAAGAUAGCAAAAGUGUAGAGGAUCGUCUCUUGAAAACCAAGAUUCGCCGACUCUAUGACGUGGCCAAUGUCUUAGUUAGUGUCGGCUUGAUUGAAAAGCUGCAACUAUCCAACUCCCGAAAGCCUGUAUUCCGGUGGAAAACACGUAGCACCAUACCCGUUUCCACGACUGCUCCUGAAGCUAGUACUGAUCAUCCCGCUUACAACAUUGACGAAAAGGAUGAUAUCGAGCCAACGCAGUGUCAUAUCGACACGACUGAUUAUAUCAAGACCGAAGUCGUAUCGUCCAGUGCUGAAGGUGACAAUACUGACGCCAUGAAAUCGCCCGAGACAUGCAAUAGUGACAUGUCCGAUGAUGGCGGCAGUGAGUCUCAAUCUGAUGCUUGUAGCUGUGGCUCAAAGCGAAAGCAGAAUGAUCAAGACGAAAGUGAUGCAAACAUGUUAACCAGUGAGUCCUCAACCAAGCGCAACCGAUCUCACACGAUGGAUGAAACUAUUGUUCCAACAACGGGUGAGAAAAGCUUGAGAUUGCUUCGAAUGGAUGCCAACAACGAGCCAAUUCAUCCCCAGGCUAUUCUCUAUGAACAGCAAGAACAAGUAAAGCUUUAUAUGCAGCAGUACAUUCAUGAAUACGUCGACUACUUGGCUACACACGAGCAACUGUCCAAGUAUACAACUCUCACCAAAGACAACACACGCGUGAAAGGAGAGUUCGUCACUGUUACUGCUUCCAAGACUAAUGCUAUUGCAGCCAUCUCCAAAGAUCUUCACAGUACUCCAAUGCAUCUGCCAUCACUUGCUGGAACGAUUCAAGACUUGUUCGUAUUGGAAAAAAGUCCUCAAGCUGUUGCUGAUUUUCGUUCCAACUCGAGCGUGGACCAGGAAGUUGUGUCCAUCAAGUGA
Peronospora belbahrii is the source of this 1572-nucleotide messenger RNA. The record is from the annotation of a GenBank genome assembly. NCBI's taxonomy places the organism in Eukaryota, Oomycota, Peronosporomycetes, Peronosporales, Peronosporaceae.